This is a messenger RNA of Drosophila serrata, 2264 nucleotides long. RefSeq names its product transmembrane 9 superfamily protein member 4 (gene TM9SF4). Gene Ontology annotation, cellular component: membrane. The record is from RefSeq and is a predicted model, not a curated record. Lineage: Eukaryota; Metazoa; Arthropoda; Insecta; Diptera; Drosophilidae. Gene Ontology annotation, biological process: protein localization to membrane.
AAAAUAUAUUUAUAUUUUAUAAUUUCCGAAAACCAAAAAAUUUGCAGGAAAACGCAGGAACUUUACACUUUUUUUUAACAAAAUUGCAGUCAACGAAAGGUCGAGGGGUCCCUUUAAAGCAAAUCCACACGCGUCGAACCAUGCAGUCAGGGGCUGUGGCUAGACGGCCAUGGCUGCUGCUGGGCCUGCUGGUGGCCCUCGGCGUGGUGGCGGACGGCUUUUACGUGCCCGGCGUGGCGCCGGUGGAGUUCGUCCAGGACCAGAAGAUCGACGUGAAAGCGGUGAAGAUGACCAGCAGCCGCACCCAGCUGCCCUACCAGUACUACUCGCUCAAGUUCUGCUACCCCAAGCAUGGCACGUUCAUUUUCAAGUCGGAAAACCUGGGAGAAGUGCUGCGCGGUGACAGAAUCGUGAACACGCCGUACGAGGUCCGGAUGAACCAGCAGGUCAACUGUCGUCUGCUGUGCAACCAGAAGGAUAGACCGCUGACCUGGAGCAAGGAGGAGUCGGCACUAGUCGCGGAGCGUAUCCAGCACGAGUACUUUGUCCACCUGCUGGUGGAUAACCUGCCGGUGGCCACACGCAUUGUCAACGUUAACAACCCCUCGGAGGUCACUUACGAGCAUGGCUAUCGGCUUGGCCAGGUGGAGGGGGACAACAUCUACAUAAACAACCACUUAAGGUUCAUACUGUCCUACCAUAUGCACUCCAAGGACAAGUACCGAGUUGUCGGCUUCGAGGUGGAAACGGUAUCGGUCAGCCACAAGGAGCUCAAGUUCCACGGCGACACCUGCAACUUCCCGGACAGUGCUCGGCCACAGCAGGUGAAUCCCAACGGCGAGACUCAGUUGUACUUCACCUACUCCGUGGAGUGGAAGGAGUCCAAGGUGAGUUGGGCCUCGCGCUGGGACAUAUACCUGGGCAUGCGCGACGUCCAAAUCCAUUGGUUCAGCAUCAUCAAUUCCCUGGUGGUGGUCUUCUUCCUCUCUGGAAUCCUCACCAUGAUCAUGAUCCGUACGCUGCGACGGGAUAUUGCGCGCUACAACACGGAUGACAACAUUGAGGACACGCUGGAGGAGACCGGCUGGAAGCUGGUCCACGGCGACGUAUUCCGUCCACCGAAGAACACGCGACUUUUCUCGGCGAUAAUUGGCAGCGGCAUUCAGAUAUUCUUCAUGUCGCUGAUAACCAUAUUUUUCGCUAUGUUGGGCAUGCUGUCGCCAUCGUCGAGGGGAGCCCUCAUGACCUCGGGAAUUUUCAUGUAUGUCUUCAUGGGCACCAUUGCUGGCUACUACGCGGCACGGCUCUACAAGACAAUGAAGGGUCGCGAGUGGAAGCGGGCUGCCUUCCUCACCGCCACCCUCUAUCCAGGCAUUGUCUUUGGCACUGGAUUCUUUUUGAACUUUUUUAUAUGGGACAAGUCAUCCAGUGGUGCUGUGCCUUUUACCACCAUGAUAUCGCUUCUGCUGCUGUGGUUCGGCAUUUCGGUGCCAUUGGUUUACCUGGGCUUCUACCUGGGUUACCGCAAGCAACCGUACCAGCAUCCAGUGCGCACCAACAUGAUCCCGCGACAGGUGCCCACACAGCAUUGGUACAUGAAUGCCGUGUUGAGCACACUAAUGGCUGGAAUCUUGCCUUUCGGGGCCGUCUUCAUUGAACUCUUUUUUGUGUUCACGGCCAUUUGGCAGAAUCAGUUUUACUAUCUGUUUGGCUUUCUCUUUUUGGUGUUUUGCAUCUUAGUUGUAAGCUGCGCCCAGAUCUCCAUAGUCAUGACAUAUUUCCAGCUGUGUGGCGAGGACUAUCGUUGGUGGUGGCGCAGCUUCGUUGUGUCCGGAGGCUCGGCCGUCUAUGUCCUCUUUUACAGUAUUUUCUACUUCUUCACCAAACUGGAGAUCACAGAGUUUAUACCAACACUGCUUUACUUGGGGUACACGGGUCUCAUGGUGCUAACCUUUUGGCUGCUGACCGGAUCGAUUGGCUUCUUUGCCGCCUACGUUUUUAUUUUGAGAAUCUACGGAGCUGUGAAGAUCGACUAAGAAAAGCUCUUGUGUCAUCCCCACGUCACGCUGAACACCAAACUAUCCUUGCAAUAUCAUUUGACCACAUAUAUAUUUAUAAAGCAACUGUACCAAGCCUCGUUCAGCUGCGCCUCAAAAUAAAACAAAAAACUACUAACGAUUCCCUGCGUGUCCCAGCUCCCACUAAGUCGAAAGCAAGAUAUUUAGCCCACGGAGGUGGCUCGAUUUACGAGAGAGUUGCGUUUA